This is a messenger RNA of Sinocyclocheilus rhinocerous, 2037 nucleotides long. RefSeq names its product lysophosphatidic acid receptor 1-like. Gene Ontology annotation, cellular component: membrane. Gene Ontology annotation, molecular function: lysophosphatidic acid receptor activity. The coding region runs from base 231 to 1307 and encodes 358 amino acids. The record is from RefSeq and is a predicted model, not a curated record. NCBI's taxonomy places the organism in Eukaryota, Metazoa, Chordata, Actinopteri, Cypriniformes, Cyprinidae. Gene Ontology annotation, biological process: G protein-coupled receptor signaling pathway. The transcript has 2 exons.
UAUUAACUUGUUGGACUUAUAAGGACGUAAUGUUGUUGUCCUUGCGUCUUCCUGUGUUUUAGGGUUGGAAAACAAUAAAAGGCACUCCUUGUAAGCAGCAACACUGGCACAUUUUUGAUAUGUAAAAGCAUUAUUUCAAAUGGCAGCUGAUCACAUCAGGAUCACAGCAUCAGGAAAAACUGGCAACAACUGAACAGCUCAACUGAUUUACAUGAACUACUUCUCUAAUAAUGUUAUUUAAUUCAACCUGUGAGGCUUUUAACAAUUCAGUGUCCUUCUUCUACAACAAGAUUGGCAAGCCCAUCAGCUCGAGCUGGCGCCCUCAUGACUUUAUCGUGGUUGGUCUCGGGCUCCCAAUUUGUGUCUUUAUUAUUCUGGCAAAUAUAUUGGUCAUAGUGGCCAUAAUCAUCAACCGACAGUUCCACUAUCCCAUUUAUUACUUACUUGGGAACAUGGCGGCCGCGGACCUCUUCGCCGGCAUCUCGUAUCUCUACCUUGUGUUCCACACGGGGCCGUGGACCAUCGGUUUGACCAUCAAAGAGUGGUUUAUUCGUGGAGCUUUGAUCAACAUGAGCCUGACCGCGUCUGUAGUCAACCUGCUGGCGGUGGCAGUGGAACGCCAUCAGACCAUCUUCACCAUGCAGCUCCACAGCACCAUGACCAGGCGGCGUGUGGUGAUGCUGAUACUCACCAUCUGGUUGGUGGCCGUCUUCAUGGGUUUGGUGCCCAUCAUGGGCUGGAACUGUGUUUGUGACCUGUCUACCUGCUGCACGGUAGCGCCACUGUAUUCCCGCAGCUUCCUAGUGUUCUGGGCCAUCCUCAACCUCAUGGCCUUCUUCAUCAUGGUGGCCGUCUACACGCACAUCUUCAUCUACGUUCGCCGCCGGAGCCGAGAAAUGUCCCCGCACACAGAUCAGCCCUCCAACAAUCAGACUGUUAUCAGCCUCAUGAAGACCAUGUCCAUGAUUCUGGGUGCCUUUGUGAUCUGUUGGACGCCGGGUUUGGUGAUUCUGUUACUGGACGGUCUCAGUUGUGGUGAAUGUCAGGUUCUUAAAUAUGAAAAGUACUGCCUGGUUCUGGCCGAGUGUAACUCUCUGGUGAACCCCAUCAUCUACUCGUUUCGGGACAAGGACAUGAGGACCACCUACAAGCGCAUUCUCUGCUUCCCUUGGAGAAGAAUGCGCCAGCAUGAGGGGCCUUCUGGCAUCCGCUUUGAGCCUGUGAAAACAGAGGCACCCUCAGAGAAAAACAGCAAUAACUCCACCAGUUUAGAGCCCGUUUCGCCACAAAGCCUAUUGUCUUUUUAGAAAAAGUAUUUCUCAGUGUAAAUCAGUGACUUUGUAUUUGCUUAGUGAAAUGAUCACAGCUUGUACAAAGAGUAAAUAAUACUUCAUUUUUGAUAGCUUGUUUUGGUACAUAUUUUUCUCUUUUUGACAAUAGAUGUAUUAGGGGUCUUUUGUGUCGUUGAGUUACGAGGCACAGGCAGUUUGGCUGCUCACAGGAAGUUUUUCUUUUCCCAAAGCAAAAGCAUUAAUAUUCAUAAAACGGCCCUUUUUGGACCAUUUUGUUUUGUUGGGAAUGAGAUCAGAAACCGAAAUAUACCAGAUCUAAAACCGACAACUUUUGUGCUCUAUUUUGGUGCUAUUUAUUUUUUUUACUAACAAAUCAGACUUGCCGAUUUUCAUUUUAAAGUGGCCAUAUUGUGCUCAUUCACAAGUACAAGUUUUAUUUUUAGGUAGUUUUAUUUUAGGGGUCUACUUGAAUACAUGUACAUGACAUUUUUUUCCAUACUGUACAUUGCUGCAGCAACUCGUUUCACCCUCUUUUCCUAUGUAUUUAAAGCCCACUUUUUUUGCUUUUUUUUCUGCUUUGAUUGGUCAACUGCCUAAAGCAUGUCGGAAAUGUAAUGCCCCUUGCCAUAAUCAGAUUUCAGCUCCUGAGGCUUCAUGAGCAGCUGUAAACGGCAUUAUAUGUAUGGUAACUAUGCCGUGGUUGUUAGAAGUCCAUGCAAUGUUUUUUGCCCUUGUGGUGAAAAAA